This is a messenger RNA of Stomoxys calcitrans (stable fly), 1525 nucleotides long. RefSeq names its product craniofacial development protein 1 (gene Yeti). NCBI's taxonomy places the organism in Eukaryota, Metazoa, Arthropoda, Insecta, Diptera, Muscidae. The record is from RefSeq and is a predicted model, not a curated record. The transcript is spliced from 2 exons. Bases 254 to 1228 code for a protein of 324 amino acids.
CUUAAAUAAAGGUGAAAGUGAAAUAUCUUAAAUUCCAUUAAUUGUGAGACCAUACAAACGUUUGAAGCUUUCGACGGCAUUCUAUUCGAUAUUUCAUACGGCUUUGCUAUUGUGCGUGUCCGCCUCCGUACUCUGUUAACAAAAAGCAUAUAAGCAUUUCGCGUGGAAUACGAAGUUUUAUGCUCGUCUGCAUAGAUUUUUUUGCUAAUUGCCAAUAGAGGUAUACAUAAUAGCACAUCAGGACAUCAAUAAAAUGAACAAAGAAAAGGAUUACGCUUCAGACUCGGAUGAAAGUGAUGAGGAUUUCCGUCCUGAGGGUGCCGGCGAGUCUGUCAGCGAAGAAGAGUCUAAUGGUGAUGACAGUGAAAGCGAGGAGCAACCAGAGGAAGGAGGCGGCGUUUCUACCAAACGGAAUGUCAGAAAAGGUAAAAAAUUGACAAAAAAGAUUGGUAAAAAGAGAAAAGCCCACAAAGAGGAGGACUCCGACGAUGAAGGUUCAAUAGAGAAGGGUCACAAUGUACAAGCAGGCAAGCGAAGUACACGGAGAACUGAGGGCGACCCCCAUACAAAUGGUGGUGGUAAAAGUAUUGAAAAAGACACUUUGGAUUCCGAUGAGGAAGACAAGUCCAGAACAAAUGCCUUAUGGGCAGACUUUCUAAAGGAUGUAAAGCCAGACGCUAAAGUGGAAAACAAAUCCAAUGGUUCCUCCGCGAGGAGUCAACAUAACCCAAGUACCUCAAAUAAUGGAAAACUUGAACAAAAUACUAAGACUAAAGAAACCAGUAUACAAAACAAAGAAGAACCCAAAAAGGUUACUGUAACCCAGGUUUUAGACUUUGCGGGUGAAGAGAUACGUGUGCAAAAUGAAAUCGAUGCUUCAAGUAUUAAAGAGAAUAAGGCUGCCGCUACCUCAGCACCAAAAAUGCAACCAUUCGGACGCAUUAUGCCGGGAGCCGGUCUCAAGAGAUCAGCAGUGGGUUCAUCUUCGGGCGGAGGACUUGGUUCUCUGCUCAAUCAAAUAGGCAAGAAGAAGAAAAUUUCAGUGCUGGAAAAAUCCCAAAUGGAUUGGAAAAGUUUCAAAAGUGACGAAGGCAUUGAGGAAGAAUUGCAGACAUUCAAUAAAGGCAAGGAUGGCUAUUUGGAACGUCAAGACUUUUUGCAACGCACCGACUUGAGACAAUUCGAAAUUGAGAAAAAUCUAAGACAAUCUUCAAGGCGUCCUCUCUGAAUAUGUCUACAUCUAAUCGGAUGUACUGCAUAAUGUACUCAAUUCAACUGAUCAGGUAUAAGUAACUACUAAACUAUAGUCCUUAGCUUACAUACAAUACAUAUGCGCAUACCUUAUUAUUAACAAGAAGAAAAUGGAAAAGUUAAGGUAGUCCUCUUUCAAUUGUACAUUAAUUUCAAUGUAUGUAUGUCAUUUUUAUUAUUAUUUCUUUCAUAAUUAUUAUUCGAAAUAUUCCAUAAUUUUAAUUAUACAUACCAUCAAUUCAGAAUGUCUAUUUCUCAUAUAAUACAUUUGUGU